Molecule: messenger RNA, 2062 nt
Organism: Cuscuta epithymum
Lineage: Eukaryota; Viridiplantae; Streptophyta; Magnoliopsida; Solanales; Convolvulaceae
Source: the annotation of a GenBank genome assembly
CUUAUUUCUUAUGAAUGCCUAUUUAUCUAAACUACAAAUGAAACAUUCAACUCGAACAUUGUCUCAAAACGAUCUACCAUUUUCAUUUUAUACAUAAUUGAUUUUCGACCCCCCUGACCCAUUUUUCUAGCUCCGCCACUGGUCACAUAGUAUAAUAUGGUGACAAGAAUCAAGAUUUAUUAUUGAGCACAUUAUACUACAAAAAUUACAUGUACGGGCCUUUUUAGUAAGUUCGACUCAGGCCCGAAUUUAGGUAGGAUCGGCACUGGCAGCAAGGAGUGGAGGAGGACCCAGGCCGCCGAAGUUAUACCUCAGGAGUGUGUGUAUUACGAACAAUUGAGCAAAGAAAGUAUGAAACGUAGACUCAGCAAAAAGCAACAUAAAUGACAAUGUUUAGAUUUUUUAAUGGCCAUGAAGACGUUGUUGUCACACCCUUUUUUAUAGCUUUUGAUGCUCAUGUGAACACCUUUGAACGCUUGGAACAGUUGGAAGACCACACGCCUAAGGAGCAUAAAAGAAUCACAUAGCAAGAAUGAAUAAUGAAAUAUAAUAUGGACUAAAUUAGAGCCUGUUUGGUGAGGUUUCUAUGUGGCUGUGGGAUAUGGCUCAAUCUCCAGACACCCCAAGUUUUUUUGAAGCAAAAGCAUCCUCAAAAAUCCAAUUGCCAAAAACUACUUGUUCUAAACAUUUGAUUGAAUAAGCAAAAAGAACCGGAUUCGCAAGAGCUAAAUUGUGCCUUUUGAUCAUAUCAAGACAGGAAAGAAGUGCCAGCAUGGUUAUGGUGGAGGAGGUUAUGAGCAAUGGCAUCCCUAGCAAUCCUUGCACCAGAUGACCUGAUCUGAACCUCCGGUAUUGAGAUUAUUUACUAUUUAGCUCAUACGGAGUAUGAUUUAUAUAUCAUGUGUAAUGUUUCCCUUUUACUAAGCAUGUAAGUGUGGGUGCAUGUAAUGCAUGGCCCAUGCAUUAUUCCUUUCUAUUAUGCAUACAACCUAUUUAUAUGUAGCAUGCAUGCCAUGAAAUAAUACAAGUUACGUAUCAUUCUCCUUACAUGAAGUCUUGCUCUCCCAAUAUCAGCUCCUAUUUUUAUCAUUAGUUUUAUAUGAAAUUUAACAUGGUAUCAGAGCCAAAACCUGGAUAUCCCAAUACUAGUUACUUUUGAGAUAUUUCAUUUUUUUUCUUCUUUCCUCUCAUAUUAACGUGAUGGCAAUGCCGACUCACACUCGUACCUGGAUAAUUGAUUCUGGAGCAAGUGAGCAUAUCACUUGUGAUAGUGUAAACCUUUUCAACAUUUCUACUCGUUCAUCUGAACCAGGAGUAAGAAUUCCUAAUGGGGAAUUAGUUCCAGUCACUGCCGUUGGUAGCUUGUACCUGUCUAAUGGGUUCUAUCUUCGUCGUGUUCUUUAUGUUCCGCAGUUCCAAUGCAACUUGCUCUCCGUCAGUCGCCUCACAAGUGAAUUGAAUUGCACACUCACUUUCUUCUCAGACUUCUGUAUAUUACAGGAUUUACGCUCCAGAAAAUUAAUUGGCAAGGGUGGAUUUCAUAAUGGUCUCUAUUACCUAGAAUCACCUAGGGGUGAAAGGGUGGCGAUGGGAGCUACUCUUAAUUCUGAUUUAUGGCACCGGAGGCUGGGACAUGCCUCGAAUGGAAAAUUACAACACAUUUCAUUUCUCAAAGGUUUACAACAGUGCAAUAGCUUUUGUGAUCCUUGCUUACGAGCUAAACAAACCCGGCUACCCUUCCCGAAAAGUACAAGUAUUGAUGAAGAUUAGAACAUGUUGUCAUGUUCCCCAAUUUCUUGGACAACAAUUCUGUUAAUUAUAAAUUGUUUGUAAUUGGUUUUUCCUGUACAGAAAAAGGAAUAGGAAUUACCUAAAAUUUGGGAAUUAUACAUUUUUUGCUCUGAAUUGGUUUUGUGAGAGUAUAUUAUUUGAAUUUCGGGUUUAGCUGCCAUUUAUAAAAAGGGAAGCAAGAUUUGUAAUAUGUGCACCUUAACUCUACCCAAUCUAAUAAACUCUAUCUAUUUGUGCUCAAUCAUUUUGGUGAAAUUCUAUAUGAUAUGCC